GACUUGCAACACAUUCUCUAUCAGAUUUUGAUCUGGAGAAUAUGAUGGCUAUGGAAGUACCAGUCUGUGCAAUCUAUACCAUAAAACUCACACGCAGAGGUAAUAAAUCAAAUGAUAAUGAAGAAAGUAAUAAGGCAGAUAAUAAAGAAGGUGAAGAAAGAGUUGAAGGUAGUGAAGAAGGAAAUAACGAAGGUGAUAAAAAUAGUGAAGAAAUUAAAGAUUAUAAAGAAGCUGAUAAAGCAAGUGAUGAAGAUAGUGAAGAAAAAAGUGAUGAUGAUGAUGAUGAUAAGGAAGAUGAUAAAGAAGAUAAUAAUAGAGAUAUUAAACGACUAUUAUUCACAUUGUCAAAAAGAUCAUCCAAAUCUAAAUUUACAUAUCCGGAUAUCAUAAAUCAAAGUAUUAUUUUAACAUCUAUUACAUAUAAUGCAAGCAUUGAUAAAAUUGAAAUCAAUCCAAGUAAAAAAACUGCAACUAUCAAGAACAAUCAAGGUAAAAUUAUAUUAGAGCCAAUUAAUCUAAUAGAAAUUAGGAAAUCUAUUAUGAAAAUAGAAUUUCCUAAAUUUGAAAGAGUGUCUGAAAAAGAGCAAAUUAAUCAAGAUCUAUAUCCAGUUCUUGGUUAUUUUGUUAACUUUGAAAGUUCAAAAAAACAUGAUAUAUUAACUAGAAAUAAAUUAAAAAUUUCCAAACUAUAUCAUGAAUUCUUAGCGUUUGAAUCAGAAUUAUCAGUUAUUGCUCCAUUUUAUGAUUCAAACUCUAAUAUAAAAAAGAAUGAUUAUUAUAAAAGUGUUCUUGAAUAUUUAAAAGAACUUACUAUUCUUCGUAGAUCUUCAAUCGUUCAAUUUGAUACGACACAAAUAAGUGGAGCAUUAACAUUAAAUAUAGAAGACAAUCAGAAUUUAAACUCAGAAUAUAAUCAGGACCUUUUAAAUCAACUUAUGCUCUUGAGAUGUAAACCUCAAAUCCCUCAAGAGCUUAGGGUUAGUUCUUUUUUAAAGAAUAAUUCUUUAGAACAAUUAGAUGCAAUAAAAAAACAAUUGGAUACUUUUUUUGCAUUAAUGUCUACCUGCUAUCAAACAAUUUUUGAUGAAUGGACAAUGAAAUUCACAAGCCGUGAUAAAGGAACAAAAUCAGCAACUCAAGUAAGAGCUCUUCUUAUUGGCAAAGAGUCUCCUUACAAUAUAUUUAAU
Molecule: messenger RNA, 1187 nt
Organism: Scutellospora calospora
Lineage: Eukaryota; Fungi; Glomeromycota; Glomeromycetes; Diversisporales; Gigasporaceae
Source: the annotation of a GenBank genome assembly